Molecule: messenger RNA, 2944 nt
Organism: Drosophila rhopaloa
Lineage: Eukaryota; Metazoa; Arthropoda; Insecta; Diptera; Drosophilidae
Product: trophoblast glycoprotein
Exons: 4
Coding region: 717-2015 (432 amino acids)
Cellular component (GO): membrane
Molecular function (GO): protein binding
Source: RefSeq, a predicted model, not a curated record
GGAUGUGUGCGCGCUGUUGUCGUCUGGUGAAAUUGCUGGUGAAUUGCUACUACGAGCUUCGAACUUCGAACCCAUAAGUUAACCGCACGGCGGUCCGUUCUGCCCCGCCCACCGUCCCGUCACCGCCGCCGCCGCCGCCCCCCCCCCUGCCCGCUUACGCCCACGCUCGACGAAAAGCCGAAGAAAAACGCGCGCGCGACAAGUGAAGCGCACAGGUUAUCUGUGCUCGUAUGGGUCAAACAGUGAAUCAGUGUUUAUUUGUGUGAUUUCUUUUGUUUGCUGGCCAAUUGUGGGGCUUAAUUGAAUGCUUGUCUCAUAUGGGCCAACAGAACCCACAGGCCAAAAACAACAACAGCAACAGCAGGCACAGCAAAAGCCUACUCGAGUGUUUCGCAACGCCAUAAAAAAGCAUAUAUAUUGGAAAAAAAAGAGGAGAAAUACCAAAGUAGCACAUAUACACGCACAUAUCGACGAGAAGAGAAGCUAAGCCAGAAAUACUAUAUAUAUAUAUAUAUAGCAUAUAAAAAAACCAGUUUGGAGCUGUCGCAGCAGAAGCAGCGCAGUCGCAGCGUUUUGGCCGAGUAUUCUUUUUUUCUUUUAGCACCUAUGACACGAUCCACUCAUCAUUAAAGAACUUUUGGCGCCUAAGUGAAUUCCAAACAAAUCAGUGCAGCCAGCAAAUAAAUAAAUCAUUUGAGACACCAAAUCCCGGAGACAUGCAUCCCACCGAACUGAGAAGACUGGUGCUGGGCGUCGUCAUCGCGACCAUCGGCCUGGCGCUGGGAGCAGGAGGAGUCCUGGGCGAGAGUUCGUCCACCUGCGGACCCAACUUCCCUGCGGCAUGCAGCUGCGGCAAGGAGUUGUACGAGAGCGAACAGCAGUACGUUGUGAACUGCACGAACGCUGGACUGCGGAACACCAGUGUGCUGGAGUUCAUGCCCGAGCAGGUCGAGGUGCUCAUCUUCACGGGCAACCGGAUUGCCGAGUUGCCGUGGAACGUCUUCGGCAGCAUCAACGACUACAAGCAGCUGCGCAUCGUGGACAUGAGCAGCAACCACAUCCGCGAGAUUCGCGGCAAGAGCUACCAUCAUGUGCCGCGUGUGGAACGUCUGAUCCUCAACCACAACAAUCUAAGCAUCUCGCGGUUCGACGAUGAAGUGAACCAUCACCAUCCGCGCGUCUUCUCAAACUUCAUAAACCUGCAGAGUCUCCAUCUUACCGAUGCCUUCGAGGACAACAGUUCGCCGCAGCUGAGCGAGGAUCUGCACGACAUCUUCGUCAACAGCCAGCUUGUGAAGCUGCAGAAGCUCCAUCUGGAGCAGAACGAGAUCACGCACUUCAAGGACCGCAAUGUCUUCUGCGACCUGCCCUCGCUGCGUGACCUCCACCUGGGCGACAACGAGCUGCGUGACGUCAACUUCGAGGUGCGUUGCCUGAACAACCUGCGCUUCCUCGAUCUGGAGCGGAAUAAGUUCGGCUUCGUCAAGCCCAGCGAUCUGCGGGUGCUCAACGAGCUGGAGGAACGCCCCAACCGCACGGCCAACCUGAUCGUGGACUUUAACCUGAACCCCUUCGUCUGCGACUGCCGCAUCGCUCCCUUUCGCACGUGGAUAACCAGCACCCAGGUGACGGUGCGCAACAAGGACAGCCUGAUGUGCUUUCACUCGCCGGGCCGCGUGGACUCCUCACCCGCCCACCUCCUGCAGAUGGAUAUGGCUCAGUGUGCGGACGCCAUUGCCGCCGCUGCCACGAUCCUGAACACCGCCGAGGAGGAAAAGCUCUACGGAGGAGCCGAGGCGUCUAUCCAGCCGCAGGCUCACAUCAGCGGACACACGGCCACUCUGAUCUUCCUGCUGAUCGUGCUCAGCAUGAUCCUGCUGGGACUUCUGGUGGCGCUCGUCUACGUCAGCCGUGACAAGUUGAAGUACAUGAUCACGCCGGUGUUUGACAACGUGGCCAAGAAGGUGCAGUACACAUCGAUCAAGGACGAGGACUGCCCGGAGGUGCACGUUUAGAGACUACACAAGAAUACUUCACAGGAUCAACAUAAGAAAAGAAAAGGGAGAGGAUAGAAAGCCCGGUUUCCAUUUUGAAAUCCGAUGAAAAGUAACGCCAUUUGAAUUCUAAAAAUUUAUUCGGAUUCACAAGAGUUUAUGCGAUUUUAAUUUCCUUGAGCUGUAAAGAUUUCUUUAAUAGAACAAAAUCUUUGUAAACAAUUUUUAAAAAAGCUUGAUCGGAAUUGAACCCGAGACCGGGCCUAUAGCCUCAGUUUCGUUUUUGCCAUUCGCGUUACGCAAAACGUGUGCCAUUCACAGCAGAAGGGAAUGAGAAGGAGGAAACAAUUGGAUCACUUUAUAGUCCUAACCCGAAUCAGGACUCCAUCCUCUUGUUUCGUAGUACUUAAGCCUAUUGUUGCAUUUACAACAGAUGGAAAAAAUUACUGCAACACAACCAUAUUACACAGACAACAAACACACAAUUUCGUUAGUUUUAGCGGUUUUCUAACUUAACCUUAAGUCAGUUAUGCGUUCUAUGAUUUCUACACAAAGGAAUCGUACGAGAUCAGAAGGCAAAGCGGGCCUGUAACAACCGAUUUGACCACACAUAUAUAGUGACAUAUAUAUAUAUAGAAACAGACACAUCUAUAUACAUGCAUAUAUCGUAACAAACACUUUAGUGUUAUCUGUGAUUUAAGUUUAGUAGCUUUACUUUGUUAAAACUCUGCAGAACGAACAUUUGAAAUCGAUAUUGGUAAAAAAAAAAAAACUUUAAUUCUUUUAUAGCAUAACAGAUUAUUCUAUUCUUAAAAAAAUGUAAAAUGUUUGGAUGCUUAAUAUGUUAUUAAUCAAUUAAUUUGUCAAUUAUACUAGCUAUACGAUGAUUUCGCCCUUGAUUAACUACCAUUAACAAGCAUUUUUUAUAAAUAAACUUUUGAAAAACGAAA